Molecule: messenger RNA, 1155 nt
Organism: Ananas comosus (pineapple)
Lineage: Eukaryota; Viridiplantae; Streptophyta; Magnoliopsida; Poales; Bromeliaceae
Product: phosphopantothenoylcysteine decarboxylase-like
Exons: 4
Coding region: 295-915 (206 amino acids)
Biological process (GO): coenzyme A biosynthetic process
Cellular component (GO): phosphopantothenoylcysteine decarboxylase complex
Molecular function (GO): phosphopantothenoylcysteine decarboxylase activity; FMN binding
Source: RefSeq, a predicted model, not a curated record
AUCUAGGGCCUGGAAAUCGCGCGCCUCCCUCGCAUCUUCUCCUUCCGCUCGCCCCUUCUCCUCUGACAACACCCCCACCAAACCCUCCCUCUCUUCCGGUCUCUCUCGCAUCAUUUUGCUCAUUUUCUCUCUCUAGGGCGUCGAAACUCCAAAACCCCUGCUCCUCUAUUGAUCCGAGUUUCAGUUGGUGCUGAUUGGAAAUGCAGGUUUGAAACUGUUCUAAACCGAAAGACUUCAAUAUCGUUUAGGUUGGAUCUAAGAAAGCCAAAGAAAAACUGUCCCAGCUAAGAAUUGAUGGCCAAUCAAGAGAUUUUACCUGGAAGCACGAUAAAUACGGAAUCCACCAAACCUCGGAUCCUCCUCGCUGCUUCUGGGAGUGUGGCUGCGAUCAAAUUUGAGAGCCUUUGUCGGAUUUUUUCUGAAUGGGCCGAAGUUAGGGCAGUGGCAACCAAUUCAGCCUUACAUUUCAUAGAUAAAAAAGCACUUCCAAGCAAUGUGAUGCUUUUCACUGAUGAUGAUGAAUGGUCUAGUUGGAAGAAGAUAGGAGAUGGAGUACUCCACAUUGAGCUGAGGAAAUGGGCAGACAUUAUGAUCAUUGCCCCACUAUCGGCAAAUACCCUUGCAAAGAUUGCCGGUGGGCUAUGCGACAACCUUUUGACGUGCAUCGUGCGAGCAUGGGAUUACAACAAGCCUCUCUACGUGGCGCCAGCGAUGAACACCUUCAUGUGGAAUAAUCCAUUCACGAAGCGCCACCUGGAUACGAUCGGCGAGCUCGGUAUAACUCAGAUCCCUCCGAUCGCUAAAUGGCUAGCUUGUGGGGAUUAUGGGACUGGUGCAAUGGCCGAGCCUUCGGAGAUUUAUACCACUAUUAGACUCUCUCACAAGCCGCGAGUCGUUGUUGAUGAGUGUAGCUGAUAAUGCACUGAGGUGCUUUUAUUUUAAUUCUUGUUAGUGCAACAUUCUAAUUUAGUCUCUGACUGUUGUAAAACUCGGUCGUCUUAGCGCUCUGAAACCCUAAAUUCAUGGCGGGGUUAACUUUUCAAGGCUUGUAAAGUGUAGCCAAAAGAGAAUGUAGUGAAAUGUAACAAAAGUAUGAUUGGUUAUAUAAAGUUUUAUCCUAGUAAUAUUUAUUGCCAUGUUGAUUUGAAAAUAAAA